Hevea brasiliensis (rubber tree) is the source of this 2163-nucleotide messenger RNA. Its product is annotated as pentatricopeptide repeat-containing protein At5g18390, mitochondrial. NCBI's taxonomy places the organism in Eukaryota, Viridiplantae, Streptophyta, Magnoliopsida, Malpighiales, Euphorbiaceae. Gene Ontology annotation, biological process: RNA splicing. The coding region runs from base 79 to 1494 and encodes 471 amino acids. The record is from RefSeq and is a predicted model, not a curated record. Gene Ontology annotation, molecular function: protein binding. The transcript is spliced from 2 exons.
AUGCACCGAAUAAACAAAUCAUAAACGUUUGUUUCACCCCCGAAUCCACAUGGUGCAUGCGGAUUUCCGAUUGGGCCUAUGCCUAUCUCCGCUCCAUCACUCGGUGGUUCGUUCGUCGCACGCCUUGUCGAACAGUCGAACUCAAUCGAAAUGCUGAGCUCCACUAAACUCCUCCCCAGAACCAUCACCAACCUCCAAACCCUUCGCCACCUCAAUUCCCUGACUCCCUCCUCCAGCACCACCAACAAGGACGCCUACUUUGCUUUGAUACACCACAUAACCAACAUAGUCCGCCGCGACAUCUACCCUGAACGCACUCUCAACAGACUCAACCUUCCCGUCAACUCGGAUCUCGUCUUCCGCGUUCUACGCGCCUGCUCUCACUCUCCUUCUGAAUCCUUCCGUUUCUUCACAUGGGCCCGCGCCCAUUAUUCCCCUACCUCCGUCGAAUACGAAGAACUCGUCAAAACCCUUGCUCGCGCAAAGCGAUAUGCUUCCAUGUGGAAACUCAUUACCCAAAUGAAGGUCGAAAACCCCAAAUUCAGCAUUUCCAGUGAUACGGUUUGUUCUAUUAUCCAAGAGUAUGGGAAACAUGGACUCAUCGAUCAGGCCGUUGAGGUUUUUAACAAGUGCAAUAGUUUAAAUUGUUCACAAUGCGUUGAUGUUUACAAUGCUUUGCUUUAUGCUCUUUGUGAAGUGAAAAUGUUCCAUGGAGCUUAUGCUUUGAUUAGGAGGAUGAUUAGGAAGGGUUUGGUUCCUGAUAAGUGGACUUAUGCUGUUCUUGUUAAUGGGUGGUGCUCCAGUGGGAAGUUGAGGGAGGCACGGGUGUUUUUAGACGAAAUGAGUAAGAUGGGGUUUAAUCCUCCUGUGAGAGGGAGAGAUAUGUUGAUUGAAGGGUUGUUGAAUGCUGGAUAUUUGGAGUCUGCCAAGCAAAUGGUUACGAAGAUGACUAAAGUGGGCUUUGUGCCGGAUGUUAAUACGUUUAAUUCUUUGAUAGAAGCUAUUUGUAAAGCAGGGGAGGUUGAUUUUUGUGUUGAUAUUUAUCAUGGUGUUUGCAAGUUGGGCCUUUGUCCUGAUAUAAACACUUAUAAGAUUUUGAUUCCUGCUGUUUCAAAGGUGGGCAGGAUUGAUGAGGCUUUUCGGUUAUUGCACAAUCUUAUUGAGGAUGGCCAUAGGCCAUUUCCUAGUUUGUAUGCACCGAUAAUCAAGGGGAUGUUCAGGAGAGGGCAAUUUGAUGAUGCCUUUUGUUUCUUUAGUGAAAUGAAGGUGAAAGGACACCCUCCAAAUAGGCCGGUAUAUACAAUGUUGAUAACUAUGUGUGGACGUGGAGGGAGAUAUGUGGAAGCAGCCAAUUAUUUGGUUGAGAUGACUGAGAUGGGUUUGACGCCAAUUUCAAGGUGCUUCGAUAUGGUUACUGAUGGGUUGAAGAAUUGUGGGAAGCAUGAUCUGGCUAAGAGGAUAGAACAGCUGGAAGUGUCUCUUUGCAGUGUCUGAUUGUGGCGAUUGAUGACAACAAUUUAUGCAUUGAGGAUGGAUUUUGGUAGAAAUGUACAACAUUGAGCUCAUGGAUGAUAGAAGUUCUGCUGAAUAUGAAAGCUGCCUGACUUCGAACAGUUCCUACAGUUAUUGGUUAUCAGUGGUUGCUCAGCCUUCAGAGCCUAUCCAGUGCAUUCUUUUCAUAGCAGGAGAAGAUAGAGUAAAUUGCUGGCAGAUUAUUUCGUGGGAUCUCUCUGAAUGAUGUGUGUCAAAAUUGUUCUCACUCGUUUGUUACAAUUGCUCUCUUUUCUGCAGCAGUUGAGAAAAUUGGGGAUUUGAUCUGAACUGGAGAAAAGAGAGCAACAGGAGGAGUUUUACACGUUGGCACAGAAGCGGGCAUCGAGCAGGAGUUAGAGAUCCUUUUGUAAAGUCUAGAUGAAGUGAUGGAUUCUGUAGAUGUAUAAUCCAGACUCAUGUUUAUACAGUGAUCUGUUUUGGAGAGGAGUGUGUUGAAGGUUAAGCAUAAAUAAUAAUUUAGAACAAAGAUGAGAAGAUGGUAAAGGAAACCACUUUCCUCAGCAGAAUAUGUGAUGUGUUGUUGGUCUUCACAUCAGUUUGUACAUUCUUGAACCUUUUCUCUUUCCCUUUCAAAUCGUUAUUUACAUGUGCUCAUCUUCGUUUCCUAAA